Myxocyprinus asiaticus (Chinese sucker) is the source of this 3293-nucleotide messenger RNA. RefSeq names its product ST6 (alpha-N-acetyl-neuraminyl-2,3-beta-galactosyl-1,3)-N-acetylgalactosaminide alpha-2,6-sialyltransferase 4 (gene st6galnac4). Gene Ontology annotation, biological process: ganglioside biosynthetic process; oligosaccharide metabolic process. The record is from RefSeq and is a predicted model, not a curated record. Lineage: Eukaryota; Metazoa; Chordata; Actinopteri; Cypriniformes; Catostomidae. Bases 108 to 983 code for a protein of 291 amino acids. Gene Ontology annotation, molecular function: alpha-N-acetylgalactosaminide alpha-2,6-sialyltransferase activity. The transcript has 6 exons.
CUGUGUUUCCGUGUCGGAACGUAAAUAUCAGCGUGCUGAGCGAAAAUGACAAUGAAUGUGUCCUCCCCAGCAGAACACUUGGGUUGGAUCUUCAGCCUCAAUAGGACAUGAUGUCCCUGAGGUUCCACUGGGUCUGCCUCCUCCUCCUAUCUCUCUGUCUGUUACUAUGGUACAGUCAUGUGACGAGGUCUUGGGUGUCCAUGAAAGUGGGUCUUCGUGGUUACGUGAGGGUUCUUCCAAACAGUCGUUCAAGUUCAUAUUUCCUGGACUUCCACUGUGGCCGCUGUGCCGUUGUGUCCAGUUCUGGCCAGAUGCUGGCCAGUGGGCAGGGUCAAGAGAUUGACAAACAGGAAUGUGUGAUCCGUAUGAACGUGGCGCCCACAGUGGGAUACGAGGCUGAUGUCGGAAACAUGACGAGUUUGCGUGUCAUCUCCCACACCAGCGUGCCACACCUGGUACGGCAGCAGGGAUAUUUUUUCGGGCGAGAGGCGGACACCCGAUACGUUGUGUGGGGUCCUGAGAAAAACAUGAGGCAGGAUGGAAAGGGGAAAAUUUUUAAUGCUCUGGUGAAGCUGGCUAGGAAGUACCCGCAAACACACAUCUACACCGUCACCAGAGAGAAGAUUCAGUACUGUGACGCUGUGUUUCAAAACGAGACGGGGAAGAACAGGAUGCAAUCAGGGGCGUUCCUCAGUACAGGGUUUUUUACUAUGAUUUUAGCUCUGGAGAUGUGUGACAGCAUUCUAGUUUAUGGAAUGAUUGAUGGCUCUUACUGCAGUCAUGCCAACCACUCCUUUGUGCCAUACCACUACUACGAGCCGUCACGCCUAGAUGAGUGUCGUAUGUACCGCGUUCAUGAGCAUGCAAAGAGGGGCGGCCAUCGCUUCAUCACAGAGAAAGUUAUUUACAGCCGCUGGGCGUUGCAGGGGAAACUAUGGUUUGUUUACCCAUCCUGGUCACCACAACAACAUCAAGAUCAAUAGUUAAUACUAAAUCAGGCUUUGUUGAGUUUGUUCAAAGUUAGGUAAAUCUUGAGCAAGUUUAAAAAUGCAAUUUCCCCCUAAAGUAUAUGUUUAUGUUGAGAUAAAAAAAAAAAAACUCUCCCUUCCACUGUGGAGCUUUUAGUGUUGAAAUUCUGCCACCAGUUUGGCCUUUAACUUGUGCUGCUCUGCCCAGUGUUUUAUUUGGUAAAAUUUUUUUAUAUAUAUAUUUAAGUCUUAAACUUAUUUCUGCAUAAUAUUCAUUAUAAUGAGCCUUUUUAAUUUCAGUAAUGCUUUAUCAUAUUUGUGAAUAUCAAAGAUUUAAUUGUCAAUCUGUUUUUGGAUAUUAAUCUGAAUUUAGAGCACUGCAAAUGUGAUGCUUUUAUAAGAAACCACUAAACUGGCUGAACAGGUCUGUGCGAGAGAGUCUGAAUCCGGAGUGCGAGAGACUCUGAAUCCGGAGUGCGAGAGAGUCUGAAUCCGGAGUGCGAGAGAGUCUGAAUCCGGAGUGUGAGAGAGUCUGAAUCCGGAGUGCGAGAGAGUCUGAAUCCGGAGUGCGAGAGAGUCUGAAUCCGGAGUGCGAGAGAGUCUGAAUCCGGAGUGCGAGAGACUCUGAAUCUGGAAUGUGAAAGACUCUGACUCCGGAAUGCGAGAGAGUCUGAAUCCGGAAUGUGAGAGACUCUGACUCCGGAGUGCGAGAGACUCUAAAUUCAGAGUGCGAGAGACUCUGACUCCGGAGUGUGAGAGACUCUGACUCCGGAGUGCAAGAGAGCUCUGAAUCUGGAGUGCGAGAGACUCUGAAUUCGGAGUGUGAGAGUCCGAAAAGAAUCAACAGAAUUACUAUUACUAGUAUUUACAGAUUGCUAAAUAUUCAUGAUGGCAGUCAAAUGACAGUAUACUACAUUUACAUUACAUAAUAACUCUAAUAUCAUUCUUAUGUAAAACUUAAAGAAUGUGUCUUCUGUCUGUUGUCUUUCUCUCUUGAAACCAAGAGAUUUUCACUGUUAAUUUAUAGCGAUGAAUAUAUAUAUGCAGAAUCAUAGCUGUAUCAAUGCAUUUACACACUGAUCUCCUUUAAUCAUCAGACUCAAUGGACUACUUGUCAGAAACUCAGAUAACAGUUAGUUAACUAAGUACAUAGGAUAUUCCACUAGGAUAUACUUUAUAUCACAUGUUGCAGAUGUUGUACAAUGAUAUCAAUCUUACAAUGAUAUCAAUUUUUCUUGGUAAAAAAAAGUCUCACCAUCUAACAUGCAACACCUGUCACACAUGGUGUCAUAAUAUAUUUGACUCCAAGAUGUGCUUAUAAUCAACACUGUGAUUUAUUUGUAUUUCCCUGCUGAAUGAUUGUUUUAAACACUUAUUCUCAUUAACGGAAGUAUAUCCAGGGAUGAGCCAGCAAUGCUUUUUAAACUGUUUUAAUCACUCUUUUUAACUUUUUGUUUGUUUUCAGUUUGUGUGGUAGAUAACUUGGUUGACUCAUGAGUUUACUUAUUAUUAGCUGUUAUGGUGGCUACAGGUACAUCACGUCUGUGUGCAUAUAUACUGAAUGUGUGCAGAAAUUACAUUAUUUCCACUAUUUUUGCCACAAAAAUGUAAUGUUGAUUCUACUGAAGAGUGUUAUUUUUAUAUUUACUAACAGAUUUUCACUCGGUACUGAAAUGUUAUUGUUUUUUUCUGAUCAUGUUCACAAAUUAAUUUUUUGUAUUUAGUCCAAGAUUUUACUGUGGUACCCAAAAUGUAUUAUUGUAUAUUUAGUAUUUCAUGCAUGCAUGUGAGCACCAAAGAUGGUCCGUGGUGCUUGUCCAUCAGUGUUUAUCUAGUACAUAUCCAAUUUAACCCCAACAAAUCUGACUGGACUAUUCAUGUAUUAACACAUCAUGAGGUGACGUUUUCAAAUAAUAUCUUAAGAUUAUUCAAUUAAACAUGUUUAUUUUUACAUUCUCCCUCAUUUUUAUGUUGUUCUGUUACAUAUCUAAAAACACCCCCAAUAAAUCUGACUGUAUAGUUUGUAAAUUAACACAUCAUAAAUCAUAAAUGUUUUAAAAGACAGUUGUUUUUUGUUUUUUCUGGAAAAGUUUUUUUUUUUUUUGCUGUGUGUUCUAAAAAAGAAUUUAAAAGAGAUUCUUAUUCACAUCAUGCAGUCCUUUUGUAUGUCAUUCAACUGCAGACUACUGUGGAUAAUACUGUGAUCAUGAUUUGACCUUAUUUGACCUGUGAUCACACAGACUGCUGCUAAAGAUUAGGCCUGUGUUGCUUGAAAAUCUGCUCUGUAUCUGGCUAUUUAAAGCGACAGUGUUAUUAAAAUGAGCU